AUGAAGAAAAAAAUCGCAUACUUCUACGAUCAGGAAGUUGGUAAUUUUUACUACGGACAGGGACAUCCGAUGAAACCGCAUCGAAUGCGAAUGACACACAACCUGCUGUUGCAUUAUGACAUGUACAAGGACAUGGAAGUGUUUCAGCCUACACCUGCUCAGGCUGAGGAUAUGACGCAGUUUCAUAGCGACGACUACAUCGAUUUUUUACGCCUUGUUACUCCUGACAAUCAGCAUGAACACAUGAGGCAGUUGAAGAGGUUCAACGUUGCAGAGGACUGUCCUGUCUUUGAUGGCCUUUUCAGGUUUUGCCAACUGUAUACCGGCGGUUCAGUUGGUGGUGCGGUUCGACUAAACCAUGGCCUGUCUGAUACCGUCAUUAACUGGUCGGGUGGAUUACACCACGCAAAGAAGAGCGAGGCAAGUGGAUUUUGCUACGUAAAUGACAUCGUGCUUGCGAUACUUGAACUGUUGAAAGAACACCAACGUGUGCUGUAUAUCGACAUAGAUAUCCAUCACGGUGAUGGUGUUGAAGAAGCAUUCUAUACAACAGAUAGGGUCAUGACCGUAUCAUUCCACAAGUUUGGCGAGUAUUUUCCAGGCACAGGGCACUUGCAGGAUGUUGGACAACACGCUGGGAAAUAUUACAGCAUGAACGUACCCCUGAAAGAUGGAAUAGAUGACGAAAGUUAUGAGUUGCUUUACAAACCGUUGAUGUCGAAGGUCAUGGAAGUAUAUCAGCCGGACGCAAUCGUGUUUCAGUCUGGAGCAGACUCACUUUCUGGCGAUCGCUUGGGUUGCUUCAAUCUUUCGAUAAAAGGUCACGCGGAGUGUCUAAAGUACAUGACGUCUUUCAACGUACCUCUGCUUGUGCUUGGAGGUGGCGGAUACACUAUUCGUAACGUAGCCAGAUGCUGGGCAUACGAAACUGGAUGUCUACUCGAGCGAGAUCUGGCGGACUGCAUGCCACAGAACGACUAUUCUGAAUAUUUCGGCCCCACACACACGCUACAUAUCCAGACUAGCAACAUGGAGAAUCAAAACACACAUGAAUAUCUAGAGGGAGUUCGUGCACAUCUUUUAGAAAACUUGUCGAAAAUGAUGUGCCGUCCAAGUGUACCAUUCCAUCAGGCACCCAGUUCCAUUCUGGGAACGGAAGUUAUCAGUUUAGACAACGAGCGCGAGAAGGAUGAUGAAACAUGCUCAUUACAGCACGAAAUAGAAGGAGAUUAUGAGACUGAGACACACUCAGCUUCGCAUCGACCACAGAUGCUACAUGCAGGCGAGACUGCGACUAACUCUAAACUUGAACAGGACACUGUCUCAUCUCUUAAGAGUGCGCACGCACCGACCAUGACCAUGUUUCCGAGCGUCCCAUAA
Messenger RNA from Ostreococcus tauri, 1380 nucleotides. RefSeq names its product Histone deacetylase superfamily. The transcript is spliced from 5 exons. Gene Ontology annotation, molecular function: histone deacetylase activity. The record is from RefSeq and is a predicted model, not a curated record. NCBI's taxonomy places the organism in Eukaryota, Viridiplantae, Chlorophyta, Mamiellophyceae, Mamiellales, Bathycoccaceae. Bases 1 to 1380 code for a protein of 459 amino acids.